This is a messenger RNA of Neurospora tetraspora, 1423 nucleotides long. RefSeq lists its product as uncharacterized. The record is from RefSeq and is a predicted model, not a curated record. The coding region runs from base 230 to 1087 and encodes 285 amino acids. Lineage: Eukaryota; Fungi; Ascomycota; Sordariomycetes; Sordariales; Sordariaceae. The transcript has a single exon.
GAGGAGCGACGGAUAAAAGGGCCUCGGGAACAGUCAGCAGUUUCGCAUCACGAUAAACAAGGCAGGCACGGCGGACUACAAUACAGGAGGAGCAUCUUAGACAGCAUACCAGAUACCUACUUAAAGCUAGACGAUACCCUUUUCGUUGAAUAACGAACCACACCACUCACCAUCUCAUCAUCUCCCCAUCACUUACUAUCGCUUUAUCUUCCUCUUUUUCUUCCCCACAAUGUCUUACGAUAGCAAGUUACCAAUCAUAUUAGAGGCAGAGGAGCUUGUCUCGUCAGAGCACUCAGACUCAUCCGACCACCCUGUCUCGUCAGAACAGCCCGUCUUGUCAGAACAGCCUGUCUGGCGAACCAUCCUGUCCCGUCAGAGCGAUGCCUGGCAAAGCAUCCUGCCCCGUCAGAGCGAGCAGGUUCAUCAGAGCGAGCAGGCGCCUGUCUCGUCAGAACAGCCUGUCUGGCGAAGCAUCCUGUCCCGUCAGAGCGAUGCCUGGCAAAGCGUCCUGUCCCGUCAGAGCGAGCAGGUUCAUCAGACAGAACAGCCCGUCUUGUCCGAACAGCCCGUCUUGUCCGAACAGCCCGUCUUGUCCGAACAGCCUGUCUGGCGAAGCAUCCUGUCCCGUCAGAGCGAGCCUUCGUUGUCCAAGUUGAACGUGGAAGCGCCCGAGUUCAAGUUUAACCCCAACAGCACUUUCAAGCAGGUUCAUCAGACAGAACAGCCCGUCUUGUCAGAACAGCCCGUCUGGCGAAGCACCCUGUCCCGUCAGAGCGAGCAGGUUCAUCAGAGCGAGCAGGCUCAUCAGAGCAAGCAAGCUCCUGUAGACCCGGCUAUCAUCUCGUCCAAGUUGAAGGCACCCCCACAGGAGCAACCUACGCAGACUGUGGCUGACGACAAGAGCUCCGUCCAACCGACUAAGCCAUCGUCCGCACCUACCAGUACCACCGCGGACUCAAAGGUUGAGUCUAAGCCGGAUGUGAAGACAGCUUAUCAGUGGAAGCAUGUGUUUGGCUAUUACGGUCGAAUGAAAUCGGAAUGGAACGAGGUCAUGAAGGAGGUCCUUGAUGUCCACGGAGAACGCUAGGAACGUACGUAUUCGGUGUAUACAUUCGUGACCAUGACAUAUAUCAAUCAACCAGUGGUACUUACGAGCUUCCCAGAGACCGAUGCCAUAUUUCACGACAUUGGCCUUCAGAUGCCUACCCAAAGCGAAUAUCGGGUUCUCUCUCUCAUGCUACUUUCCGCAGAGGAUGUGCUGAAAGGUCGCACACUUCAGCGGAUUGAAAUUGUCGAACAAGCCUUCCGUACCAAGAGCCACUCCCCCUGCAGGCCGGCAAUCAUCUUCUGCCUCGAGGAUAGCAAAGACGGAAAAAGAAAGGGGAUGGACGCCUUCAUUGAACUUCAAACCAGGCACGUACUU